UUUAUUAUAUAUAUAAAAAAAAAAUGCACUUAAUAGUUUUUUUUCCCCUACAAAAUCUAAGCUUUAGUCAAAGAUCUGGAUACCAUUAAGUUAGUUCAGUUCGUUUGGCGCUUCUUCAAGAGUGCCGUUUAGUCAGAUCAACUUCAUUUUCUUUCCCCGUAAUCUCAAUCAAGGCGAGAGACUCUCACUUCUUUUCUCUGAACCGGUUGGAACACUAGCUGCCUUUCCUUCAGUCCGUGACGCAGUACAGCUUCAGCAUUUCACCGCAUCAUGAACACACUUCAAGUGCAUUAAAGUGACCUGCCACAGCGUUUAAAUUAUUUCCUUCUGAGUUCGGCACGGGGGGCGUCUCUGGGCGAGCGCUCGCUACCGUGAACGCGUUCAGAAGCGGGUGUGAAGGACUGAUUCGAGAGCCGGGGGAAUGUCACGCGGGACUAGUCUUUACUAAUCGGAAGUCUUCCACAACUUCAACUACUGAAUGUAUAUAAUCUGCUGUUUCACAUGUACGUGUGCGCGCGUGAAUAAAUGGAUCUCAUGGUGUCCCCCGUUUGUUAUUUUUCAAAGUCUCAUUGCUGUGCUUUGAAGCAGUGAUUGUGCCGUGCUCAUUGAUUUGCAUCCAUCUUUUCUAGAGUUUGAUGACUUUCUAAUAAAAUGUCUGAGAAAUACGCUGAUUUCAUUGUUCGUUUGGUAACUGUAUGUCUUCUGGGUUUUGCUGUCAUUGCAGUCUUUCAUUUUAACAGCGCUGUUUAAAAACCCCCGGUGGUUUUACGUUAGGAAUCCUUCAGCUGACGUCACAAAUACUUCUUACUGCUUUGGCCUCUUCAUCCAUCUGCUUUCGUUUGAACGGGUCCGUGUGUUCGACUCUGAAAAGAAACCGCAAUUUUGAGGCCGACUCGCAAUUGCUAAAAACUUCAGAAGCACGCAUGUCUGCGUUCUGGAGCCGGAGCAGCUGUGCGUCGCUUUGGCGUUUCUAUCGAGACGUGUUUCGGGAAGUGUCUGCAGUCAUGUGCUUUCUUUGAGGACGCAGUCAUUGCAAUUAGCCGGGUAAUGCUGCUAAACGGUGCUGAAGCGCGGAGAGGGGAAGAGACUUGACCUUCAUUUAAAAGGUGUGGAACGCCAAUUAACCGGAGCACCCAAGCUUAGAGGAUGAGGGCACCUGCCUCUGCUUUCCCACGAUUCGGCCCCGCUUCACGCUUGAAAUCAUUAGCGCGUGAGGAAAAGUUUGCACCACUUUGUCCCCGAGCGCGUUUGGGGUUUGUUUUUUUUUUUCCGCCGCGACUUUCCCUUUCGCAGUGCGCUCCUUACCAAACGCCUAAUUUCUCCGAGCCCUGCCCUCAUUAGGAAGCGUUUAGAAACCUGCUGAAGUGAGAAAUGGGCCCGCGAGAGCUCGUUGUCCUAAUUAAACUUUGACAAGAAGAGUGACAAGAAGCAACGGAGGGGAAACAAUGGCAACAGUGUCCGAGUACGAGCCCGAAGCUGGGAAAGUCUUUGUCCCGCCGAACAAAAGCAUUUGUUUGCACGUAUUCAGCUCCACUCAACUUCACCAGGCCCAGGUGCAAAAACCAACUUGGUGAUGAACAUCAGAACGCAUCACACCUUGGCCCAUCGGAUGCCCGGCCCGCCGUCGCUUCGAAUCCGUCGCUCCGCCGGGAGAUCAAAGCCAUGUAAAUAUCGCCGGACAAUUAAUUCGCGCUCAUUACAUCCAGCGCUUGCCGUAAAAGACGCAAGCCGGCGGUGUUGGGUUUCAGAGGCGAGCGGGCGGGAACCCGGGGUCUAAAACGUUCCCCAACCUGCAGCCUUUCUCCACGUUUGAUCUCCUCGAGCUCCAUCGCGGAGAGCGGUAUCUGUGUGUUGUGUUUUGAAAGGCUGAUUCGCUGGCAGGUGGGACGGAGGCCGUGUUUGUCGUGGUGGGCGGAGUGCACGCUCGCCCAGAGGGGGAGGACCUUGACAAGUUCUUAUAAAGUCUGCUGGAUGGAGCGUGGUCUUCAUCUCUGGUGCACUUUCACUGAGACUGCGCUGCGAUGGCACAGAACGGGACUAUAGAGAACGGCCGAGACGCGUCCCCUGCGCCUCUGCCUCAGCCUGUGAAAAUCCCCGAGAUCAAACACACUAAGAUUUUUAUCAAUAACGAAUGGCGCACGUCAAUCAAAGGAAAGAAGUUUCCUGCCAUCAACCCCGCAACAGGUGUCAAAAUCUGCGACGUCGACGAGGCAGAUAAAGCUGAUGUGGAUGAGGCGGUGAGAGCUGCCCGAGCGGCCGGCCGGAGAGGCUCGGAGUGGCGGCGGAUGGACGCGUCGAGCCGCGGCCGGUUGCUGCACAGACUCGCGGAUCUGCUGGAGCGGGAGCGCGCCGUGCUCGCGACUCUAGAGUCAAUGGACACUGGCAAACCCUUCCUGCAUGCCUUCUUUGUUGAUCUUGAUGGCAGCAUUAAGACCCUGAGAUAUUACGCCGGCUGGACGGAUAAGAUUCAUGGGAAAACCAUGCCGGUCGAUGAAAACUUUGUGUGUUUUACCAAACACGAGCCCGUCGGUGUUUGCGGAGCCAUUAUUCCGUGGAACUUCCCUCUGCUGAUGUUUAUGUGGAAGAUGGCGCCGGCUCUGGCCUGUGGAAACACGCUGGUCAUCAAACCGGCCGAGCAGACCCCGCUGACGGCCCUUCACACCGGAGCGCUCAUAAAGGAGGCCGGUUUUCCACCUGGAGUGGUGAACAUCGUACCUGGGUUCGGACCAACGGCUGGAGCGGCCAUCGCCAGUCACAUGAACAUCGACAAAGUGGCUUUCACAGGCUCCACAGAGGUGGGUCAGCUGAUCAAAGCGGCGGCGGCCAAGAGCAACCUGAAAAGAGUGACUCUGGAGCUGGGAGGGAAGAACCCCUGUAUUGUGUUUGCUGACUCAGACCUGCAGUCGGCGGUGGAGGAGACGCAGAAGGGGGCGUUCUUCAACCAGGGUCAGGCGUGCACCGCCGCGUCGCGCGUCUACGUGGAGGAGCCGGUCUACGACGAGUUUGUGCGUCUCAGCGCGGAACGGGCCAAGAGCAUCCCGAUCGGAGACCCUCUGGAGCCACGGACCUCUCACGGGCCGCAGAUCGACCGGCAUCAGUUCGACAAGAUCCUGGAGCUGGUGGAGAGCGGGAGGAAGGAGGGAGCCAGGCUGGAGAGCGGAGGCCGUGCGGUGGAGGACCGGGGCCUGUUCAUUCACCCCACCGUCUUCUCCGAGGUCAAAGACCACAUGCGCAUCGCCAAAGAAGAGAUCUUCGGGCCGGUUCAGUGCAUCAUGAAGUUUAAGACCCAGGAGGAGGCGAUCGAGCGAGCUAACGGCUCACAGUACGGCCUGACCGCAGCCGUCUUCACGCGAGACGUCCAUCGAGCCUUGAGCGUGUCUGUGGCGCUGGAGGCCGGGACCGUCUGGGUGAACUGCUACAACGCUCUUCAUGCUCAAGCUCCGUUCGGAGGAUACAAGAUGUCAGGAAACGGCCGAGAGCUGGGAGAGUAUGCGCUGGCGGAGUACACCGAGGUCAAGGCCAUCACGAUGAAACUCGGCGAGCAGCUGACUCUGUGAUCUCAAGCCCAUCUGUCCAUCAACACAUGAAGAAACUCACUGCGGCUCCUUUCUGUUGAUUUCAUGUAGAUGUGCUGUAAAAAAGAGAGAGAGAGAGAGAGGAAGUCUGCGUUUUUAUUUUUUAUUUAAUUCGAAUGUUUUAAUAUCAAGCAAAGUCAUCCAUCACCUCUCAAUAUUUACUAGCAUGAAGACGUGUGUCCACGUCGCUGGAGUAGGUUUAUCGCCGUAGGUUCACAUUUUUGCAUCCACGCGUUUGUUCUGGAGGUUUCCUGUCGUGGCAGCUAAAUCUAAAUAUGUUACCAAGGAUAGUCUUUUGUGUGUCAAAAUACAUUUAUGUCAUAAUAUCAUACGUGUAAUUCGUCUUAAACCUGAGGUUUAAAUGAAAUCAUUUCUGCUCCACGCCAACAGAUCUGUACGAAAGACGUGACUAACUUCUGCUUUGUGAUGCUGGAUCAUGUUCUGCACUGUAUAUGUACAGUGUGCUGGCCUGCGUAUACUAAUGUAUAAUUAAACUGAUAAAGUGAUAUCCCUUUCAAAAUGUACAUACACAUCUUAUGACGGGUGAAUUGAUGUAACUGCUGAAAUAUAUUGUUUAAUUUGACUAUAGCUAUAGAUAAAAAAAGCUGAAUCAAUAAAGAAAAAUGAAUUUACCUUUUUUUAUUAUUUUGA
Messenger RNA from Puntigrus tetrazona (Sumatra barb), 4226 nucleotides. It is a transcript of the gene aldh1a3, whose product is annotated as aldehyde dehydrogenase 1 family, member A3. Gene Ontology annotation, molecular function: aldehyde dehydrogenase (NAD+) activity. The coding region runs from base 2022 to 3557 and encodes 511 amino acids. Lineage: Eukaryota; Metazoa; Chordata; Actinopteri; Cypriniformes; Cyprinidae. The transcript is spliced from 15 exons. The record is from RefSeq and is a predicted model, not a curated record.